UUCGACCAGAGCACAUCACGAUCUACUUGUGGCCGAAAUAUGAGACCAAACUAUUUAGAUUAAGAUACUUGUUUUGCUUGGAAGCGGAAUCUUUGAUGAGUACAGUACAAACACUUACCUAAUAUUGACAUACAACUCAUUCAUUCUAUGAAUGGAAUAAUACUUGUUUAUUAAAAUGAACAAAAUAACUCCAAAGUGUUAUUGUGUUCAUAAAUAAGUGAUCUGUGUCUUGAACUUUUGAAUAAAAUCUUUUUGACAGGGAAGAAAAAAGUUAUUUUUAUGAACUUCAAGUAAUUUAAAUAUGCUGUAAUACUUUCCAAAUUCUUAAAUUUUUUCUCUUACAUGUAGAUUCGAGAUAUAGUAAGUAUUGGUGAUGGUGGUCGAUGUAUUAAAGAAUUACGUCAAAUAUUAAAAAUAAAAGAUGGUCGUGUUUAUAUUGUUAAUGAACGUCAACGUUGGAUAGAUAUUAUUGAACGAAAUAGUUUAUUUUCUAUAGGCAACUUUAUUCCUAAUAAUUUUUCAAAUCUAACCGAUGUUCCUAUUCCGAGUGAAUCAAUUGAUCUUGUUGUUUGUUAU
Rotaria sp. Silwood2 is the source of this 576-nucleotide messenger RNA. NCBI's taxonomy places the organism in Eukaryota, Metazoa, Rotifera, Eurotatoria, Philodinida, Philodinidae. The record is from the annotation of a GenBank genome assembly.